Molecule: messenger RNA, 2550 nt
Organism: Phacochoerus africanus (Common warthog)
Lineage: Eukaryota; Metazoa; Chordata; Mammalia; Artiodactyla; Suidae
Gene: ABCF2
Product: ATP binding cassette subfamily F member 2
Exons: 15
Coding region: 199-2076 (625 amino acids)
Molecular function (GO): ATP binding; ATP hydrolysis activity
Source: RefSeq, a predicted model, not a curated record
GCCUAGGUCGACGCAGCUGGAGGACGACACUUCCCAGGAGUCUGCGCGGCGGCGCGCCGAGAGCCGCGCGAGGCUGUGAUUGGCUGGUGAGCCGGCCGCACGCGGAGGAGCUCAAGGAGCAGCUCUGUUGCGACAGAGGCCGAGCGGCGAGGCCCAGCUUCCUGAAAGAGCAGUAACGUUCCCCUGUGGUUCAUCACUAUGCCCUCGGACCUGGCCAAGAAGAAGGCAGCCAAAAAGAAGGAAGCUGCCAAAGCACGACAGCGGCCCAGAAAAGGACACGAAGAAAACGGAGAUGCUGUCACAGAACCACUGGUGGCAGAGGAGAAAAAUGAGGAGGCCAAUGGCCGAGAGACCACAGAAGUGGAUUUGCUAACCAAGGAGCUAGAGGACUUUGAAAUGAAGAAAGCUGCUGCUCGAGCUGUCACUGGCGUGCUCGCCUCUCACCCCAACAGUACCGAUGCCCACAUCAUCAACCUCUCCCUCACCUUCCACGGUCAAGAGCUGCUCAGUGACACCAAACUGGAAUUAAACUCAGGCCGUCGCUAUGGCCUCAUUGGCUUAAAUGGAAUUGGAAAGUCCAUGCUGCUCUCUGCUAUCGGGAAGCGCGAAGUGCCCAUCCCCGAGCACAUUGACAUCUACCACCUGACCCGGGAGAUGCCCCCUAGCGACAAGACGCCCUUGCAGUGUGUGAUGGAGGUCGACACGGAGCGGGCCAUGCUGGAGAGGGAGGCUGAGCGGCUGGCUCACGAGGACGCCGAGUGUGAGAAGCUCUUAGAGCUCUACGAGCGCCUGGAGGAGCUGGAUGCAGACAAGGCGGAGAUGAGGGCCUCACGGAUCUUGCACGGACUGGGAUUCACACCUGCCAUGCAACGCAAGAAGCUCAAAGACUUCAGUGGGGGCUGGAGGAUGCGGGUUGCCCUUGCCAGAGCCCUCUUCAUCCGGCCCUUCAUGCUGCUCCUGGACGAGCCCACCAACCACCUGGACCUCGAUGCUUGUGUGUGGUUGGAGGAGGAGCUAAAGACUUUCAAGCGGAUCCUGGUCCUCGUCUCCCACUCCCAGGACUUUCUGAAUGGCGUCUGUACCAACAUCAUUCACAUGCACAACAAGAAACUCAAGUAUUACACGGGUAAUUACGAUCAGUAUGUGAAGACACGGCUGGAGCUGGAAGAGAAUCAGAUGAAGCGGUUUCACUGGGAGCAGGAUCAGAUUGCGCACAUGAAGAACUACAUCGCCAGGUUUGGUCAUGGCAGUGCCAAGCUGGCCCGGCAGGCCCAGAGCAAGGAGAAGACGCUACAGAAAAUGAUGGCCUCAGGCCUGACAGAGAGGGUUGUGAGCGACAAGACCCUGUCCUUCUACUUCCCCCCGUGCGGCAAGAUCCCUCCGCCCGUCAUCAUGGUGCAGAACGUCAGCUUCAAGUAUACAAAGGAUGGGCCUUGCAUCUACAACAAUCUGGAGUUCGGGAUCGAUCUCGACACACGAGUGGCUCUGGUGGGGCCCAAUGGAGCCGGGAAGUCCACUCUUCUGAAGCUGCUGACUGGGGAGCUCCUCCCCACCGACGGGAUGAUCCGAAAACACUCCCACGUCAAGAUAGGGCGUUACCAUCAGCAUUUACAAGAGCAGCUGGACUUGGACCUCUCGCCCCUGGAGUAUAUGAUGAAGUGCUACCCAGAGAUCAAGGAGAAGGAAGAAAUGAGGAAGAUCAUCGGGCGGUACGGUCUCAGUGGCAAACAGCAGGUGAGCCCAAUCCGGAACCUCUCUGAUGGGCAGAAGUGCCGAGUGUGUCUAGCCUGGCUGGCCUGGCAGAACCCCCACAUGCUCUUCUUGGACGAGCCCACCAACCACUUGGAUAUCGAGACCAUCGACGCCCUGGCGGACGCCAUCAAUGAGUUCGAGGGUGGGAUGAUGCUGGUCAGCCAUGACUUCAGACUCAUUCAGCAGGUCGCACAAGAAAUCUGGGUCUGUGAGAAGCAGACAAUCACCAAGUGGCCGGGAGACAUCCUGGCCUACAAGGAGCACCUCAAGUCCAAGGUGGUGGGCGAGGAGCCCCAGCUCACCCGGAGGACCCACAACGUGUGAGCCCUCGCCGGCGGGCCAGGCCCUGGGGCCGCACCCCUGCACUGCUGCAAUACUGCUCCCCAGCUCCCCCCGCCCCCGCCUUAGCUGCACUCUGUGAUCUCAUCUACAGCUGGAUGGUACCUGUCCGUCUCCUGUCCUUCCAGUCACUUCUGUCCACGUCUGGACUCGGCUGGCCCUGCCAGCCAGCCCCUUGCUGGUUCCGACCUGAUAGCGAUGCAGCCAGAGGCGUCCGACGGUCAGCCCAAGGGCCGGUGCCCGGGUUGGCCUGUGAAAGAGCUUAGGAUCCUCGUUUGCCGGGUUUGGGUGAUGUUGGAGGAGCACCCCCAGCCCACCGUCCCCAUUCCUUUCUGCUUCUGGUUGGAGCUCUGGACCAGGGCCUUAAUCCUGGUUGGUUUUUAAAUAAUUAUUUAACAGUGUAACUUUUAGACCUGCGCCACAUCUACAGAGCGUCCAAUAAAGAACGAAGAAGCCGUG